AUGAGCUCUUUGGCAAAAUUAUUUGUGGAAAAAGCGAUUGCAAGUAAUCCUGUCACCGUCUUCAGCAAAUCUUAUUGCCCCUAUUGUUCAGCAGCAAAAAAGACCUUGACUGACUAUACCGCUCCUUUCAAAUCUUAUGAGAUAGACUUAUUAGAUUCUGGAUCUGAAAUACAAGCAUACCUCAUGGAAAAGACGAAUCAAGGAACUGUCCCAAGCAUUUUUUUCAAAAAUGAAUUUAUUGGGGGAAACUCAGACCUUACUAGACUUCGUAACAACGGAAAAUUAUCGACCAUGCUUGCUAAAUUACAAGGAACCUCCAACUAG
Molecule: messenger RNA, 324 nt
Organism: Schizosaccharomyces osmophilus
Lineage: Eukaryota; Fungi; Ascomycota; Schizosaccharomycetes; Schizosaccharomycetales; Schizosaccharomycetaceae
Gene: grx2
Product: glutaredoxin Grx2
Exons: 4
Coding region: 1-324 (107 amino acids)
Biological process (GO): cellular response to oxidative stress
Cellular component (GO): nucleus; cytoplasm
Molecular function (GO): glutathione disulfide oxidoreductase activity
Source: RefSeq, a predicted model, not a curated record